GCUUGUUGUACUCUGCAAAAGACAACAUGCGGUUCUGGAGUCUAACACUUGUGGCAACCAACAUUUUGUUGCAAGCACGCGCAGCCAACGUCGUAGAUGUUGCUGACACAUACGACUUUAUCAUUGUAGGCGGCGGAACAGCUGGACUUGCGGUUGCGUCGCGCAUCAGCGUUGGAUUACCCAACAGUACCGUGCUUGUGAUUGAAGCAGGUCCAGAUGGAUGCCAGGAGCCCGGCAUCUAUAUCCCAGGAAGAAAGGGCUCAACGCUUGGUGGCAAGUACGAUUGGAACCUCACAACCACCCCACAGCCCAAUGCCAACAACCGGACGUUUGCGCAAAAUCGAGGAAAAGUGCUUGGAGGUAGUAGCGCGCUGAACCUGAUGUCAUGGGAUCGUACUUCGAUUGCUGAGCUCGAUGCCUGGAAGGAGCUGGGCAACAAAGGGUGGAAUUGGAAGACCUUGUACUCCGCGAUGUUGAAGGCUGAGACAUUUUUGCCAUUUCCGGACUACAGCACAGAAGGCGUUGGCAAGACGGGUCCCAUCAAGAUUCUCAUCAGUCGCAUCUUUCCUAAGCACCAGUCUUCAUGGAUACCUACCCUCAACAACCUUGGUCUUGUCGCCAGCCGAGAGUCGCUCAAUGGCUACCCUGUCGGGGUCAGUACACAGCCAAACAACGUCAGCCCAAACUACACUCGAUCAUACGCACCUGAGUACCUCAAACUCGCCAAAGCCAAUCUCGAAGUCAAGCUUGAGACACGCGUGUCGAAGAUCAACUUUCAAGGCAAGAUCGCCACCGGCGUUACGCUCGAGAACGGAACCGUCGUCCAUGCUCGGAAGGAAGUCAUCCUGUGUGCAGGCUCGUUUCAGACUCCUGGUCUUCUCGAGCUUUCAGGCGUCGGCAACGCGACGCUAUUGAAGAAGUUGGGCAUCCCAGUUGUCAAAAAUCUACCUGCCGUCGGCGAAAAUCUUUCCGACCACAUCCGAAUCCAGAGCUCAUAUCAACUCAGACCUGAGUACCCGUCAUUCGACGUUUUGAAGAACACUACCCGCGCGGCUAUUGAGCUUGCAGCGUACAACGCCGGCCAGGUGUCUCUGUACGACUACACCGCCAGCGGGUAUGCCUACUUCCCCUGGGACAUCGUUUCAAACGACACCGCUGCAAAGUUCCGCACACUGGUCCAAGGUGACACAAGCUUGACCUCGGCAGUUGGCAAGGUGAAGAAGAGCUACUUCUCUCCACCACACAGCGCAACGGUGCCGCAGCUCGAAGUCAUCUUCUCUGAUGGCUACACUGGUCUCAAGGGGUACCCAGCCACUAACUCGACGCUGUUCGGUAUUGGGACUUUCUCGCUUAUUGGGGUUGUCCAACACCCUCUCAGUAAGGGCAGUGUGCACAUCAACUCACGCAACAUCAGCGACAAGCCAUUCAUUAACCCCAACUACCUGUCACACCCAUACGACCUCCAGGCGGCAAUCGAUCUCGCCAAGUUUCUGCGCACGAUUGCGUGCACUGCUCCUUUGAAGGAUGUAUGGACGGAAGAGUACGAGCCUGGAAAGGCGGUUCAGACAGAUGAGGACUGGAAGAAUUAUGCGCUAGCCAACACGCUGAGUAUCUACCACCCUAUUGGUACCGCUGCACUGCUUCCAGAGAAGGAUGGCGGUGUUGUUAGCACUCAUUUACAUGUAUAUGGUACGGAAAGAUUGAGAGUGGUCGACGCUAGUAUCAUCCCGCUAUUGCCCAGUGCCCACAUUCAGACGUUGGUGUACGGAAUCGCGGAACGAGCGGCAGAGAUGAUUGUUGACGUGUAUUCUUGAUUAUUAUGAGAAAUGACUGGAAACGUAGCAGCGAAGUCGGCUGACCCAUGUCGAUCUUUUCAGAGUCUCCGGCUGUUGCGAUGCGGAUUGAUGACCGUCGUGGUCUGAAUACCUGUGGUUUCCAUGGCACAAACAGUAGCACGAGGAUUGUAACUAGAUGCCCCACUACCGUCUUCCGCUAGAGAGAGAAACGGUAUGCAGCUGGUCAUACGUACACUAUAGAUCAUGAUCACAGCGCGAGUGUGAUCUAUGGUGGGUUCUGGUGCCCAAAAAUACCAUUGAAAGCCGGACCAGGAUGCCAUCCAAGGGCUGCAGAUAGAGCUAAAGAGCAUCGUCCAGGACUGCUAGAAAGCAAAUACGCGU
Molecule: messenger RNA, 2177 nt
Organism: Didymella exigua CBS 183.55
Lineage: Eukaryota; Fungi; Ascomycota; Dothideomycetes; Pleosporales; Didymellaceae
Product: GMC oxidoreductase
Exons: 2
Coding region: 27-1814 (595 amino acids)
Biological process (GO): secondary metabolite biosynthetic process
Molecular function (GO): flavin adenine dinucleotide binding; oxidoreductase activity, acting on CH-OH group of donors
Source: RefSeq, a predicted model, not a curated record